GGGGCAGCGCCUUGCCUCCAUCAGACAGGGUAAUAGCUCUCUCCACAGUAUUUAAAGCCAUUUUGCAGUGGUCAAGAGAACAUUUGGAUUGCUCAGCUCAACACCGGCGUCGCCCAAACACAGCCAUUCCCAAGGACAUCCGGGAAAGACUCAAACAAGCCGCCCCCAGCUGUGAAGAACUUAAUUGCUUCCCUCAACAGAAGGGCUUCAACCUCCAAACACUCUGUGGACUGGAAUACCCUCCUUGUGUUUUUCUGUGUUGAGCAACAGUGACAUAGACUGUAAAGCAGCUCCUGAUGAACUUCAGCAGGGACGUGGCCCGGCAGAACAGUUGUUAUACAUAUGUAAUAGAAGAUGAGGAUCCAGCCCUGGCAAGAUUAAAUGUGUUUGAGUUGGCUGAGAAGGGUGACCUGGCACUGCUGGAGAGCCUGGUGAGGAAAAACCCAGAGGUCCUGAGUGAGAGAGAUGAAUCUGGAGCCAGUCCCCUUCAUCACGCUGCUGCAGGGGGCCAUGUCACCUUCAUCCAAUUCAUCACCACGUUCAUUGACUCAGAGGGGGUGAACAGCUGUGACUGGCAGGGCAGUGUGCCCCUCCACUGGGCAGUGGAGAGGAACCAGGCUGAGAGCUGCAGGGCUCUUAUGGACCUUGGGGCCAACCCAAACAUCCUGAACAUGGCCCUCAUGUCCCCUCUCCACCUGGCCGUCAGCCAUGGGCACAACAACCUAGUGGAGCUGCUGCUGUCCUACAGUGCUACAGACUGCAACCUGCAGGGAGACCUUGGGAACACUCCUAUGAUGCUGGGCUGCUCCAUCAAUAACUGUGAGGCUCUAAGCAUACUGCUGAAGCAUGGAGCACGGCUCUGCCAGCAGAAUAAGCUGGGCCAUUUUCCCAUCCAUGCAGCUGCCUUCGCAGGAGCAAAGAAAGCCAUGGAAGUAAUCCUGAAGGCCGGGGAGGAGGUAGGCCACACAACUGAGGGCCACAUCAACUAUCAAGACAAGUCCAUGAGCAGUCCCCUCCAUCUGGCUGUACGUGGGGGGAACAUUGACGCCAUUCGCCUCUGCAUUGUAACUGGGGCCAAAAUUGACCAGCAACAGGUUGACCGGUCCACAGCGCUCCAUUUCGCCUGCACCCAGGGUGCUACUGAGGUAGUCAAACUGAUGCUCUCCUCCUACCAUCCAGUGGAAGACAUCAUCAACCUGCCUGAUGGGGCGUGUCAGACCCCUCUGCACAGGGCCACUAUAUUUGACCACACAGAGGUGGCAGAGUAUCUAAUUUCUUUGGGUGCAGACAUUAACAGCGUAGAUUGUAAGGGUAACACUCCCUUGCUGCUGGCUACGAGCUGUGGAGCAUGGAGAGUUGUGGCUCUUCUGCUGUCAAAGGGGGCAAAUGUAAAUGUGAAAGACAAAUCUGGUUGCAACUUCCUUCACCUCGCCAUCUUACAGCCCAAGGGUCUGAAAAAUCUCACAGAAGAAGUGCUGCAGCGUAGCAGCGUGAAGGCGUUGCUGAGCUGCGAGGACAACGAGGGCUGCACCCCCCUCCACUACGCUUGCCGACUGGGUAUCCAUCACUCAGUAAAGAACAUGCUGGGCCUCUCAGGGCAGCUAUGCCUCGCACUCAAGUCCAAGGACAAGAAGUCUGCGCUGCACUUUGCUGCCCAGUACGGACGCAUCAAUACCUGUCAUCGAUUACUGGAGACCAUGAAAGACUCUCGUCUGGUGAAUGAAGGGGACGAACGGGGCCUGACACCACUGCAUCUGGCCUCAGCUGGGGGUCACACCAAGGUGGUGGAGCUUCUGCUGCGCAAAGGCGCUCUCUUUCACUGUGAUUAUAAAGGCUGGUCCUGCCUGCACCACGCUGCAUCUGCAGGAUACACACAAACGAUGAACAUUCUUCUGUCUGCCAAUGUCAAGUUACUGGACAAAACAGACGAGGAUGGGAACACAGCGCUCCACAUCGCAGCAAGAGAGGGACAUGUAGCGGCGGUCAAGCUCAUGCUGUGUAAGGGGGCGGAGCUUGUCCUAAACAAGAACCAUACAUCAUUCCUCCAUGAAGCCCUGCAGAAUGGGAGGAAGGACGUGGUCAAUGCUGUCAUUGACAGUGAAAGAUGUGCCGAGGCUUUGAAAAUGUUCAAGCACGGCGCUCCCCAGAAGUGUCCGAUACUAGCAAUGAUUGAGAUUCUUCCAGAGACCUUCAAGCAUCUAUUGGACCGCUGUGUGAGGGAGUCAGAUGACGAUCCCAACAGCCCUGAUUACAGUAUUGAAUACAAUUUCAUGUGGCUCCAGGCUCCCAUUGCAUACAUGAAGAAUUCAAAAACUGACAAUGCUGUGAAGAUUCAGCCACUAGUUGCACUGAAUGCAAUGGUGCAGUACAACCGCAUUGAGCUCCUCAACCACCCCGUCUGCAGGAAGUACCUGGAAAUGAAAUGGUUGGCGUAUGGGAGUAAAGCUCAUUUCCUCAACAUGUUUAUUUACCUGCUGGGGCUGCUGCCCUUAACUUACCUUAUAGUGACUCUGAGGCCCACUUUGGACACUAGUCAAGGCAACCACAAUAUCACCAUGGUGCCCAUAAAUCUUAGACAGCAAAAUGUGGUUCGCACCAUCUGCAUGGCGAUGGUGCUGGUCAUGAACAUCUAUGCCAUAGGGAAAGAAGUGGUGCAGAUAUCACAACAGGGCUGGAAUUACUUGAAGGACUAUUCCAACUCAUGCGACUGGUUUGCAGCCAUCUUCUCUCUUUUGUUCGUCAUUCCGCUCUUUCUCAGCGCCGACGGUUCUUUACAUUGGCAAGCAGGGGCAAUGGCAGUUUUCCAGUCCUGGGUUGGCUUUCUCCUUUAUCUCCAGAGGUUUGAGCACUUUGGCAUUUAUGUUGUGAUGUUUGGGGAGAUCAUGAAGACACUGGUCCGUAUUGUGAUGCUGUUCCUGUUCCUGAUGGUAGCUUUCAGUUUGGCUUUCUAUGCCUUGAUGCUCAACCAGAGGGAGUUUAAGACAGUGGAGCUCUCAUUGGCGCAGACUUUUGUGAUGAUGGUUGGGGAACUGAACUACCAAAACAACUUCCUGGAUGCUCUCCUCAGCGAAAACCUUCCCUUCCCUGGCCUGACAUACUUCAUUUUUAUUAACUUUGUUCUGCUCAUGCCAAUUUUGCUGGUGAACUUGAUGAUUGGUUUAGCCGUCGGAGACAUUGCUGAGGUACAGAGAAAUGCUUCCCUGAAGAGAAUAGCCAUGCAGAUUGACCUCCACACCGCUCUGGAAGACAAGCUGCCUUAUUGGUUUAUGAAACGAGUCGACAAACCCUUCAUCACCAUCUACCCCAACCGCAAGUGCUCCAGGACCUACAUAAAACUUCUAAUGUUCUGGGAUGAUGAAGACACGAGAGUAAUCCAGCGCCUGCAGACCAGCUCACACAACUGCACUCCCAUAGACAUUGAGCUCCAAAAGCAGAAGAACAGGCUGAAGGAGAUGUCAAGCAUGCUGGAGAAGCAGCACAACCUCCUGAAGCUCAUCAUCCAGAAGAUGGAGAUCACCUCAGAGGCUGACGAGUACGACGGCCCUGUGCCCAUCAGAGGGAGCAUGUGGUCAAGCCUGAGUCAGAGAACAUCGAGAUAUCAGAGAGUGUCUAGAUGGGUCCCGCUGAUGAAGGCCAUUGAAGCCAAGAGAAAGUGAGCAGGAUAAAAUAAAUCUUUGCUUUAUAGUAACCACAAGUGUCCAAAUCCUGCAAGGGGAAUUAUCACUACAUUAUAAAUUCUGUGUUUGUGGUAAAUGAUAUGAACAUAUUACUAUACUUUAUUGUACUUCAUUAUACAUUUAUUCAAAUGCUGCUGCUUAAACUAAUUCCAGAGGGUGUGCUACUAUCUAAACUUUCUGAUGCAAUCUGGUUGUAUCAAUAUAAUCUGAAUGAGUUAAAUUGUCUAGACUGUGGCCCUAGUUUAGAAAACUUUGCAUUUGUUGGUAUCGUUUUUGCAAGCCUGAAAAAAGGAAUGAUUUUUCAAUAAAGACAUUUCCCACAGGAAAAAAAAACGGUACUAGCCAUUUCAUCUUAGUAAACAGUAAUUUUCUUGCUGUAGGUCCAGUACAGCAUUGCUUAUUUGUGCUAUGUGUGCAGUUUUAGCCAUAUAUCUGCGCUUUGCUCACACAGUUGCUGUGUUACAGUAAUGUAUCUGUCUUCUGGUGUAACAUUUGAACAUAAUGGGAAACUACUGUCUGCAUUUGUGAAGUAAGUUAAGUGUCUGUUUCUGAA
This is a messenger RNA of Myripristis murdjan (pinecone soldierfish), 4230 nucleotides long. RefSeq names its product transient receptor potential cation channel, subfamily A, member 1b (gene trpa1b). Gene Ontology annotation, cellular component: membrane; transmembrane transporter complex. Gene Ontology annotation, molecular function: monoatomic ion channel activity; protein binding. Lineage: Eukaryota; Metazoa; Chordata; Actinopteri; Holocentriformes; Holocentridae. Gene Ontology annotation, biological process: monoatomic ion transmembrane transport. The record is from RefSeq and is a predicted model, not a curated record. The transcript is spliced from 29 exons. Bases 297 to 3656 code for a protein of 1119 amino acids.